Maylandia zebra (zebra mbuna) is the source of this 1090-nucleotide messenger RNA. Lineage: Eukaryota; Metazoa; Chordata; Actinopteri; Cichliformes; Cichlidae. The record is from RefSeq and is a predicted model, not a curated record.
GGCCUAAUGUGGUCCCCCUCAGUUAAGGACUUCCAGGGUGGUGGAUAUUGGCCUGGCACCUUAAAUUUCUGCACCCUGUUUUCAAUGGAUGUCUUUCAGUCUUUCUAUGACAUUAAGAAGCUGCAGCAGGGAUGUCACUUAAGGCCUUUGUCAAAGUGCUGGAUGAACGAACAGCCCAUUUUGGAAGGACUGGCCGAAUAUCAGCUGAUGCCUUCAGCAAAAGUUUCUUGGAGUGGAGUGCUGUAAAGUUUGAGGUGGACAGGAUGUGCAAGGAGCCAUGCUUUAGCUGCCCUGCCUGCACUCCAGACAUGCUCGCCGUCUCAGUUGAUGGAAACUGCAAGCUUUAUCGCUUUCAAUCAAAUGCAAGCACUUCAGAGCAGGGGAACUUUGAAGGUGUCUUCAUUGAGAAAGAUGAGGAAGUUGCUGAGUUUGUGAAAUACAUCCAGAGACACACAAAUGAUAUCAAAUGGGGAGGUGCGUUUCAGGAUGGGGCCAGUUCUACAGUUGGAGAAGAGGUGGAGCAAGUAAACAGUUUCCUGUCUAGGGCGGCCAUCACAACGAAGUACAUGUCUAAAGCAGGGCGAACAGACAUGCUGAGCCUCCUGGCUUUGGGCUGGAACAAAAGGAAAGUGGAACAACUGGGCCGCACUUUGAGCCAGAGAUAUCUAAAGAUCAUAAGGAUCUUUAGAGAACAAGUGGAGAGCCUGAAUGCGAGCAGAAAUGAGCUGGGUGUGGAUGACGACACACUGCAGCAGUGGGCUGAAGAAACGGAUCAAACUGAUGGCAGCCUUGGAGCGUUGCAGGCACGAGUAGAGCAGCUUGUCGUCAUCAUCAGAGUGCGAACACAAAGUCUUUACAGACAAAAUGAUAGCAACAAGAGGCGACACAGAAUUCGCAAGGUCAUCUUAGAUGAGAAGAAACGCUUGGCGGCUGCUGUUGACGACUACAACAAGGAAACAAGCAACAAAGCAAAUCGUAUCCAGUGAUGCCCUCAUGCAGACCGAUAUUUGGCCCUGGCAGAGCACAAGUGAACCUGCUGCUGACCUCCGGACAAAGAGAAAGGUCUUUGAGAAGGUGAUGGCUGUGAGGC